Molecule: messenger RNA, 1077 nt
Organism: Tinamus guttatus (white-throated tinamou)
Lineage: Eukaryota; Metazoa; Chordata; Aves; Tinamiformes; Tinamidae
Source: RefSeq, a predicted model, not a curated record
AUGUCCUUCUCAGUGGCUGCCCUCACCGAGCGAAGUCCAUGUGCGACUCCACAGCCUCCAAAAGAGGGAAGAAUUUGGGAGCGCUGCCUCGAAACAACAGCUCUUCCUGCUCUCUGGAGCUCUCAAGAGGCUCCAGACGGGUUAUGUGGCACGGGGAGCAUCCCAACCAAGAUCGGGAACCCCAUGGGGAUGUCUCGUCGUGAAAUGGAGACACAACGUCUGGCUGCACACGGACACCUGAGGUCGUCUCACAACCUACCAGCCCUGACCCUUGCAGAUUCCUCCGCGAGCCUUUACCCCGCGCUCGCGUGGGACUCCUCGGCGUUUUCCCCGGUCACCUGCAGGCUGCGCAACGCGGCGGGCGCCGGGACGCGGCCGCCCCGCAACCGGGAGGGCGGAGCAAAGCGUGACUAUGAAGGCUUUCUGUGUUCUCUGCUCAUGCCUGCAGAAUCCCGAACUUCUGCUUUUGCCCUGAGAGCUUUCAAUGUGGAACUGGCUCAGAUUAAAGACUCCAUAACUCAAAAGGGUACCGGUUUGAUGCGGAUGCAGUUCUGGAGAGAUGCUGUGGAAAAUAUAUACUGUGAUAAGCCACCACAUCAGCCCGUUGCUAUAGAAUUAUGGAAGGCUGUCAAGAGACAUAAUCUAACUAAAAUGUGGAUCAUGAAGAUUAUUGAUGAAAGAGAGAAAAAUUUGGAUGAUAGACCAUACAGUAACAUCCAGGAACUUGAAAAAUAUGCUGAGAACACUCAGAGUGCUCUCUUGUACCUCACCUUGGAGAUGCUUGGUGUGAGGGACAUCCACGCAGACCAUGCAGCCAGUCACAUUGGGAAGGCACAAGGCAUAGUUACCUGCCUGAGAGCAACUCCUUACCACAGCACAAGACGGAAGGUCUUUCUUCCCAUGGAUAUUUGUAUGUUGCAUGGAGUUUCGCAAGAGGAUUUCAUAAGAUGCAGGCAAGAGAAGAAUGUGAGAGAUGUAAUAUAUGAUACUGCCAGCCAGGCACAUGUUCAUCUAGAACACGUGAGACUCCUCCUUUUCUCUUUUUUUUCUUUUUUUUUUCUUUUCUUUUUAAAUAAA